Molecule: messenger RNA, 2920 nt
Organism: Choloepus didactylus (southern two-toed sloth)
Lineage: Eukaryota; Metazoa; Chordata; Mammalia; Pilosa; Megalonychidae
Gene: BRSK1
Product: BR serine/threonine kinase 1
Exons: 19
Coding region: 349-2748 (799 amino acids)
Biological process (GO): protein phosphorylation; intracellular signal transduction; microtubule cytoskeleton organization
Cellular component (GO): cytoplasm
Molecular function (GO): tau-protein kinase activity; protein serine/threonine kinase activity; ATP binding
Source: RefSeq, a predicted model, not a curated record
ACCUCGGCCCGCAGCGUCCGCCGGCCCGCACCUCGGACCCCCCCGGCGGGGGCAGGCGCAGGAAGGGGGGGGCGGCCAGGGACGGGCUGGGGAGGGGGGGCCGCGCAGCCCCCCCGGGCCAGGCUGACUCCCGGGGCCUGAGCCCCCCCGGGCCAGCCCCCCCUCCCCCAGCUCCGCGGCCCGCCGGCGAGGGGGGGCCCAGCCCAGCCCCCUGGGGACCCCCGGAGACGUGGGGGGCAGCCGGGGGGGCCGGGACGCAGCGGUCGCCGGCCCCCACCGGAGGGACGGGGCGACCGGCCGCAGGGGGGGGGGGGCCGGGGGGCCGGUCGGGCCGGGGCCAAGGGCACCAUGUCGUCCGGGGCCAAGGAGGGAGGCGGGGUCUCCCCAGCCUACCAUCUCCCCCACCCUCACCCACACCCACCCCAGCACGCCCAAUAUGUGGGCCCCUAUCGGCUGGAGAAGACGCUGGGCAAAGGACAGACAGGAUUGGUUAAACUCGGGGUCCACUGCAUCACGGGUCAGAAGGUCGCCAUCAAGAUCGUGAACAGGGAGAAGUUGUCUGAGUCGGUGCUGAUGAAGGUGGAGCGGGAGAUCGCCAUCCUGAAGCUCAUUGAGCACCCUCACGUCCUCAAGCUCCAUGAUGUCUACGAGAACAAGAAAUAUUUGUACCUGGUUCUGGAGCAUGUUUCUGGGGGUGAGCUGUUUGACUACCUGGUAAAGAAGGGGAGACUGACCCCCAAGGAGGCCCGGAAGUUCUUCCGCCAGAUCGUGUCGGCGCUGGACUUCUGCCAUAGCUACUCCAUCUGCCACAGAGACCUGAAGCCCGAGAACCUGCUCCUGGACGAGAAGAACAACAUUCGCAUUGCAGACUUCGGCAUGGCGUCCCUGCAGGUGGGGGACAGCCUCCUGGAGACCAGCUGCGGGUCCCCCCACUAUGCAUGUCCAGAGGUGAUUAAGGGGGAAAAGUACGAUGGCCGGCGGGCAGACAUGUGGAGCUGCGGAGUCAUCCUCUUCGCCCUGCUGGUGGGGGCUCUGCCGUUUGACGACGACAACCUCCGCCAGCUGCUGGAGAAGGUGAAACGAGGCGUCUUCCACAUGCCCCACUUCAUUCCUCCGGACUGCCAGAGCCUCCUGAGAGGGAUGAUCGAGGUGGAGCCAGAAAAGAGGCUCAGCCUGGAGCAAAUUCAGAAGCAUCCUUGGUACCUGGGCGGGAAACACGAGCCAGACCCCUGCCUGGAGCCCGCCCCGGGCCGCCGGGUGGCCAUGCGGAGCCUGCCGUCCAACGGAGAGCUGGACCCCGACGUCCUGGAGAGCAUGGCGUCCCUGGGCUGCUUCCGGGACCGCGAGCGGCUGCACCGCGAGCUGCGGAGCGAGGAGGAGAACCAAGAAAAGAUGAUAUAUUAUCUGCUGUUGGAUCGGAAGGAGCGGUAUCCCAGCUGUGAGGACCAGGACCUGCCCCCCCGGAAUGAUGUCGACCCGCCCCGGAAGCGGGUGGACUCCCCCAUGCUGAGCCGCCAUGGGAAGCGACGGCCAGAGCGCAAGUCCAUGGAAGUCUUGAGCAUCACGGAUGCAGGGGGCGGCGGCUCGCCCGUGGCCACCCGGCGGGCCUUGGAGAUGGCCCAGCACAGCCAGAGGUCCCGUAGCGUCAGUGGAGCCUCCACUGGUCUGUCCUCCAGUCCUCUGAGCAGCCCAAGGAGUCCGGUCUUUUCCUUCUCGCCGGAACCAGGGGCUGGAGAUGAGGCCCGGGCCGGGGGCUCCCCGACUUCAAAAACGCAGACGCUGCCUUCUCGGGGCCCCAGGGGUGGGGGCUCGGGGGAGCAGCCCCCACCCCCCAGUGCCCGCUCCACGCCCCUGCCUGGACCCCCAGGUUCCCCGCGCUCCUCCGGGGGGACCCCUUUGCACUCGCCUCUGCACACGCCCCGGGCCAGCCCCACUGGGACCCCGGGGACAACGCCACCCCCCAGUCCAGGCGGAGGCGUCGGGGGAGCCGCCUGGAGGAGUCGUCUCAACUCCAUCCGCAACAGCUUCCUGGGCUCCCCUCGCUUUCACCGGCGCAAGAUGCAGGUCCCCACCGCCGAGGAGAUGUCCAGUUUGACGCCAGAGUCCUCUCCGGAGCUGGCAAAACGCUCCUGGUUUGGGAACUUCAUCUCCUUGGACAAAGAAGAACAAAUAUUCCUUGUGCUAAAGGACAAACCUCUCAGCAGCAUCAAAGCGGACAUUGUCCAUGCCUUCCUGUCGGUGAGGGACCUGGGUCCCCCGCUGACCCUGGACACCCCCGGACUGUCUCCUGGGGCUCAUGGGAUCCCCAGCCUGAGUCACAGUGUGCUGUCACAGACCAGCUUCAGGGCCGAGUACAAGGCCAGCGGCGGCCCCUCCGUCUUCCAGAAGCCCGUCCGCUUCCAGGUGGACAUCACCUCCUCCGAGGGUCCCGAGCCCUCCCCCCGGCGGGAUGGCAGCAGUGGCGGGGGCAUCUACUCCGUCACCUUCACGCUCAUCUCCGGUCCCAGCCGUCGGUUCAAGCGAGUGGUGGAAACCAUCCAGGCCCAGCUGCUGAGCACCCACGACCAGCCCUCCGUGCAGGCCCUGGCAGAUGAGAAGAACGGAGUCCAGACCCGGCCUGCUGGGCCCCCGCCCCGAAGCCUGCAGCCCCCGCCCGGCCGCGCAGACCCAGAGCUAAGCAGCUCCCCCCGCCGAGGCCCCCCCAAGGACAAGAAGCUCCUGGCCACUAAUGGGACCUCUUUGCCCUGACCCCAGGGGCUGGGGAGGGAGGGGAACCCCCUCCACCCCCCUUCCCUGCCCCCCAACUGUGAAUCUGUAAAUAGGGCCCAAGGAAUCAUUUUUGCGGGGGGAGACACAAAAACCGGCCUUGCCCUGCAGGGAUGGGGCUCGAGGGGCCGUGCCCAAUGGGGGGGAGGUGUCU